ACCCACGAUUUAAGAUAUAUCGUGAUAGCACCUGAGCCAGUGCGAGACGUGAGCAUAGAUAAAAGAUAAACAACGUGAGAUAGUAACCCCGAAAAGUGUAAAUCGUACUGUGAAGCCUCCAGUGAUAUUGUCAACAUUGCUUAUUAACCGUCAACAAUAAGAUAAUAUUGUUCUCGUUACUGGUCGGAAUAUUUCAUCUCACGUGACCACAAGUGUUUGUCUUGUUCGACACACGGUUCCGACGUCUAAAGUGUUGAACGAAAGAACAUGAUCGUUGACGCGGUUCAAGAAAGACAGGAUGAGUUUAGUGAGCACGGAAAUUGCGACGGUCCAGACGCUCUGUACGUCAAGCUGAUCUCGAGCGACGGACAUGAGUUCAUCGUCAAGCGCGAGCACGCCUUGAUGUCGGGCACGAUCAAAGCCAUGUUAAGCGGACCAGGUCAGUUUGCGGAGAAUGAAACAAACGAAAUUCACUUCAGGGAGAUACCCUCACACGUGUUGCUUAACGUCUGUAUGUACUUCACAUACAAAGCUCGUUAUUCAAACAGUUCGUCUGAAAUACCAGAAUUCACUAUCAAGCCACAAAUCGCUUUGGAACUACUGAUGGCUGCCAACUUUUUAGACUGUUAACUGCCCUCGAUGACAGAAUAUUACUAACUUGCAUCAUAAUAAUAAUAAGACUUAAAUAAUUGUCAUAAGUAUAUCCUACUUUUAAAAAUCAUUUUAUUAACUCAACAUUUAUAGUAACAACCAUAUACAAUUUUAAUAUUCAAAUGUAUACAUCAAAUAGGUAUUAUAGUUUAUAUUUUAUAAUGCUCAAGUUUAAUUUUAAAAUACGUAUUCAAAGUAUCUAUUUUUUUAAGUAAAAAAUAUAAAUAAGUUGUUUAAUAAUAA
Molecule: messenger RNA, 894 nt
Organism: Metopolophium dirhodum (rose-grain aphid)
Lineage: Eukaryota; Metazoa; Arthropoda; Insecta; Hemiptera; Aphididae
Product: elongin-C-like
Exons: 3
Coding region: 268-630 (120 amino acids)
Biological process (GO): ubiquitin-dependent protein catabolic process
Cellular component (GO): elongin complex
Molecular function (GO): protein-macromolecule adaptor activity
Source: RefSeq, a predicted model, not a curated record